Messenger RNA from Trichobilharzia szidati, 4636 nucleotides. The record is from the annotation of a GenBank genome assembly. NCBI's taxonomy places the organism in Eukaryota, Metazoa, Platyhelminthes, Trematoda, Strigeidida, Schistosomatidae.
UAUGUGUGACUGAAUGGUAAAAGUGAGUAAAGGGGUAGAUAGAUAGAUGAAUUAAAAUUUCGACAAUUGCUUUUCAUACGCCUGUUUGCCAUUAAAUUCGUCCCCUUCUAUAAUGAAGCAUAACUUUAAUCACCACCAGUACUAACUAUUACUAUACUAUUGAUAUCAUCAUUACAACUACUGUAUACCACUGAUAAAUAAAUCCAAGGAAAAAUAUAAUCAUGAUCAAUCUUAAAUUGUUUAACAAACACUCUGUUCAUUCUAAUCUAAAUAAGUACUCUACUACUUACUCAGAGGAGGCAAAGAAACAAUUAUCCUUCAAAGAAAUCUAAAUUCUCAUAUUCUUAGAAAGCAAACAAUAAUAUUACCCCUCCAGAAAAUCUACGAAACAUAUACAUCAUCGAACAACACAAUACAGAGCAUCAGUUGUAUCCGUAUUCGCAAAGAAUCCGAAAUCACUUCUGUCGUGUAAACUCUACUGAAUUGAAUGUGAUAGCAGCAUAUUUCUCCAGCUAGAAAAUCGACUACUUUUCUCAAAUCCACUCUCUGCAAUUUAUAUAUACAUACAUCUCGUGAAUUGGUAUCAAUAUUUAGAAAGCAGAUUCUAUUAUCCAGAGUUUCAGAUCUUCAGUAGCUUUCUACGCAGUUUUCGGAAAAAAUUCAGUAACUAAUAAACCAAGACAUUUCGCAAUUUUAAAUUUUGGAUUCAAUUUCAAGAUGUUUAUCAAUCACGAUGUCUGCAAUUUAUCAAGUGACUCUAACCUCUUAAGUGCACAAACUAAUGAACAACUCAUGAUGACAAUAAAUAAAUUAGGAUGUUCAUGGUCAUCCGGUAAUAUUGAUUCUAAUAAUUGUAACAGUUGUAAUAACUAUAAUGCAUCAUGUUUUACCCCAUGGUUAUCAUCUACAACUAUGCCGUACGAUCGACCUUACAGACUACCAGAAACAGAUCGUCUUGAAGAUAUGAAAUUACUUCAGUCGGUGAAAAAAAUAAAUGUACUCCAGGAUAAUGUCCUUGAUAACAAGACUAGUAAUCCACUUGACUAUUCUUUACAUUCUCAAAUAAAUGAACACCAUUCUUCUGCAUUCACUACGCUUAUAUCUCCAAGUCUGGCACAAUCAAAACAUAACUUUAACCUAUGUCAUAUUCCAAACAUCUGUAAAAAUAAUGACUGUGGUGAUUUAUCAUUCCCUUGGACAUUGAACUAUGAUGUAGAAUCUAAAAACGGUAUGUCUAACAUCGACAUUAGUACUGGACGUUCAUUAAAGCGUAAGUAUUCAGAAAGUUCAUCAAAUAUAAGUAGAAAAUAUUCUCAAAAACAUAUGAGAGGUGAAUUUAACAAGACAGUGGUUUCCACCGAUUAUAAUAAGGAUACUGUCAACAAAAAUACUAUCAGUAACAUAAUAGUUAAUAGUACAAACCACUUACCAACUAGUGAAAUUACAAACUCAACUACUCCUGUGAUCAGAAAUUUUGUUGAUAAAAGCUCAAAUUCAUCAGGCAGAAAAAGAUUCAAAUCAGAUAAAGACUUUCUAUUGAAUAACAACAAAUCUAUGAAUACACCAACAUCAAGUACAGCUGUUCCCUCAAGUACGAAAGCUAACACAAGUGUAAAUUGUGCAAGUGAUGUUAGCAUAAAUGACAAUGAUAACAGAAGUGGAAAUAAAAGCGGUACAGUUACUACAGCAGCUUAUAAAUAUUUAACAUGGCGUGAAAAAGAUCGUCGACGAAGAUUUCGUGAAGAAUGGAAACAUUUAUGGCUUGUUAUACCACAUGGACUCUACGAGGUCAUGUGUCUUGUUUGUCAUAAAGUUAUGACGCAAAGAAAACUAGAUACAAUCAAGCGACACACUGUCAGAAGACAUGCAGAACUAUUGAAAAUGCCCGAGUCAGACAGACAAGAAUUAUUUGAUCAGUUAUUCAAGCAACAUAAUAAUAAUAAUACGCUUGGAGAUUCAAAUACAAAUUCAUUAACUAAUGAAAGUAGUAAAAUCCAUCAAAAAUCUGGUGAUACAUGUAAAUCUAGUUCCAAAAAGAGUUCACGUAGUAGCAUGUCAAACAUACAGGGGUCUAGCGAAGCCUCAUAUAACCUCUCGAAUCAUGCUCCACGUUGGUCUAGUAACAAAGUGACUGAAACGACAUCUGUCACAAACUUAAGCGGGUCCAACAGUAUUCCAUUAAAAGAUUCCAUUCCUUCUCAUUAUGUGCCGCACAAGAGAGAAUUUUGCAGUAAAUCGAGCCAGAUUUCUGAUGCACCACCUGAACAUACACGAAACUUCUUCACUGAUAAAGGUAGAUCAUCCUCAAAGAUACCAAUAGAAGAGAUGAUUGAUGAAAUUUUGAAUAAAUUACCAGUUGACUUGAGAAAACAAUGGCAGGACCACCUAGAAUUGACUGAAAAUAUACCUACUAAUCGAUUUCUGGGUUAUAAAAAUCACCAAGACAGUUCUAUCUAUCCGAAUUCAUUUCAAAAAGAAAUUGUCAAUAGGCAUCAACUUACUCCUGAAUCAUCAGUACCAACUACAAUAAUUUCGUCACCGAUUUCAUCAAAGAUUUCACCUACUGACUGUUCUUCUCAUCCUCCUAUUUCUUACAUCACACCUCAUAUUCCCAAGCUGGAAAAUUCUCCAAAAUCAUUUGCUACAACAAAUUAUAGACAGAGUGAACUGUCCACACAGUCGUCACCAAUACCAUUAUUUUUAUCCCCUGAACCUUAUCCAAACAUUCAUAAUUUAGAUGACAUAUCCAACUUUGAGAAGAUUAAUCCUAAUGUACAUAAAAAUUUUAAAAAUAGAAAUAGUGAUCGAAAUAAUUUUACAGCAAAUCUCAACCUAAAUUCUACAGAUCAAGCGGUCAGUUCUUCCAGUAGUAAAAGUAAUCAUAACAACAGUGUGUUGUGUUCCGAUUCUCAGUGCAAUUCAAUAACAAACCAUUUCAUUGAUGACUUUCAAAAGACUGUGCAAAACAAACCUUCAGAAUCAUUAUUAAAUAGAGUGGAUUUUUCUCUGAAUCAAACGUCUGCUCCACAGACUUCUAUGUUUUCAAAUAUCACUGGUACUACAGAAUCACAAACACUUAUGUUAGCCUCAUGGUUUACAUCUCUAAUGAAUGCAGCGAAAACUUCAAAUCAAACAACUUAUGAAAAGAUUUCUCCAAACUUAUUUAAACCAAUAUGGAAUAAUCUGUCAUCUAUGGAAAAACCUUCACCACUUUGUCAGCAGUUCCCAAAUUCCGAGCUUUUCAAUGCGAAUCCAUGUGAUUCUUAUACUGUCCUUCCACCAGCCUCGUAUUUAAAGCCAAAUACAGAUUCCAAAGUUAAUUCAGAAGGAAAGGAGACCAUAAAUUCGUGUAAAAAGAAUUCAGAUUCACAGUCAAGCGUGAAUUCAGAUUUAAACAAGUUUACGAUUUCAUCGUUAUUGAGUACAAAUUCAAGUGAGACAACAAAAUCGAUAGCUACACCAAACAAGGAGAGUAAUCAUCCUCAGUCUGACAUUUCAAAUAAACAAAACACCUCCAAUUGCUGUAAUAACACCAGUUCUGAUGACAGACAUGAUGACAUCUGUAAAACGUAUAAGAUGAAGUCUAUUUCGGAUUAUUUCGAAAGCCUUUUCUAUGGGUUUAGUGAGAAGAAACAGGAGUGCUCACCUGAUAUUUUAGAUCAGAUUCGAGCAUACAAACUAAAUAUAGACUUGUUAACUAAGUUUUUAACAAAACAAAUUAAUGGACAUUAUGAUUUCACGGAAAUACGUGAUCCAUUUAAUUGUGAAGAACUGGAGGCUAAAAUAAGACAAUACACGACCAAUGAAUUCCAAGCAGAGAUUUUCAAUAAAGAGAGUCAAAAGCCAUCUAAACUUCCUUAUAUCCAACAUAGUCAAGAUCUAGGCACAGUAGAAGCUUGUAUGAAAAUUUAUUACUCUGAAAUGUUUCGGAAUCAAUUCAAUGGUCUUCAAAUGAAUUAUCAUUCCAAUUAUCAGCCACCAGCAGCUGGGUGUAUUUUGGUUGAAGGACAGAACAAUUUUCGUCCUAAAAUUAAUACAGAUAUAUAGCUGAGAAUAUGUAUAUACUUGUUUCAGAUCCAACCACUCGUAUCUACUUAAAAUAUCAAGAAUCAGUGAUCAUAAAAGCUUGAACUACAUUUGGUACAUAUGCUUUUGGUGAUUAUAUACUGCCAACGACUAAAUGGGAGACAUUUGGGCAUAAUUGUGAUGAUUUGUUUGAUACUAUGACUGACAAUCUACCAACAUUGAAUUGACACUUCACAAGAAUUGUUGACUUCGCUUCUACCUGAAUUUCUCAGAGUUACAUUCAUCAAGAAGAAAACAAAAUUUUACUUGGUAUCAAUACAUUCACCAUUUCAAAGCUUUAUUUCUUCUUCGUCUACUUAAUAAGUGAUAGUACUUUGCAUUUUCUCAUACUAACAGUUGUUUCGUGUAAACUACUAACCAGUUUACAAUUGUGUUGUGUGGUUACAGUUAUUCACAUGUAAUUAACUUUCGUUGCUGUUUCCCUUCAUUUUGAAAAUGUCUUUUAUUCACAUGGACAAAUGCAUAAUAUUCUACUUUGAAUAAAUGUAAAUAUACAAAUUGUACUGUAUAUUAUAAAUAUAAUGUAUAAUUAUUUCUUUCUUAGUCAGUG